AUAAAAGUUACCAUAUUUAUUUUGCAGAACUACUUAAUAAAUUACCAUGCCUUGUCUCAGAAUAGAAACCAAUGUUUCAAAAGAGUCAUUCAACCAAGAGAAGAUGGCUAAUGAGCUCUUGGAAGCUAUAGCAAAAUCAAUGGGAAAACCAAUUGAAUAUUGCAUGGUUGUUAUUGUUCCAGACACUUUAAUCUUUACUGGUGUAGAUAAAACUGGUAAAUUACCAUCAGUAAAUGCAUCUCUAAUGAGCAUAGGUUGUCUUGGUCUGAAAGAAAAUAAAAAACUUGUUGCGGUUCUCUAUCCAAUUAUCCAAAAAUAUCUUGGUGUUAAUGAAGGUCUCUGCUAUAUACAAUUUAAGG
Messenger RNA from Hydra vulgaris (swiftwater hydra), 359 nucleotides. Its product is annotated as macrophage migration inhibitory factor. The record is from RefSeq and is a predicted model, not a curated record. NCBI's taxonomy places the organism in Eukaryota, Metazoa, Cnidaria, Hydrozoa, Anthoathecata, Hydridae. Gene Ontology annotation, molecular function: phenylpyruvate tautomerase activity; cytokine activity.